This is a messenger RNA of Tuber melanosporum (Perigord truffle), 1223 nucleotides long. RefSeq lists its product as uncharacterized. Gene Ontology annotation, cellular component: cytoplasm; nucleus. The record is from RefSeq and is a predicted model, not a curated record. The transcript has 4 exons. Bases 254 to 913 code for a protein of 219 amino acids. Gene Ontology annotation, molecular function: protein kinase activator activity. Gene Ontology annotation, biological process: signal transduction; cell division; positive regulation of protein phosphorylation. NCBI's taxonomy places the organism in Eukaryota, Fungi, Ascomycota, Pezizomycetes, Pezizales, Tuberaceae.
CACACAAGCAUACCAUCACCGCAACCCUCUCCACCCAUCACUCCCCGCUGCCACCACCACCACCACAACCCCGAAUCGAGCAUCGCUUAGCUUUCUCCCAUUCCUCCAUCAUUCCAGACCGUCUCAGUCCAUCUGACCAUUCCCCCUCCACCAGCGUAAUUCGCUAACUGCCCCAGCAUCAAAACAAAUAAUAAACCCUCCAACCACCUACCUGCCCGCGGCUCUUUCUAGGGAGAGAGGGGAAAAGAGAGCUAUGACCUCCUUCAUGAACUCAAUAAACCAGAAGACGCGCGCCCCGUUUAAGCCCAAGUCAUCCUCUCGUGGCUCCUCGUCGUACCAACUCCGGCAGUAUGCAGAGCAGACGCUUGGCAGCGGGAGUUUGAGGAAGGUGGUCAAGCUGCCGGAGGGUGAGGACUUGGAUGAGUGGUUGGCAGUUAAUGUGGUCGAUUUUUACAAUCAGAUCAAUUUACUCUAUGGUUCUAUUACGGAGUUUUGCUCGCCCGUGACAUGUCCGGAGAUGAAAGCUACCGAUGAGUUCGAGUACCUCUGGCAGGAUCAGAACAAGUAUAAGCGUCCGACAAAGAUGCCGGCUCCGGAGUAUAUCGAGCACUUGAUGGCUUGGGUGCAGAACAAUAUCAAUAAUGAGCAGAUUUUUCCUUCGAGGAUAGGCGUUCACUUUCCGAAGAACUUCCAGGCUACAGUCAGACAACUUGUCAAAAGACUGUUCAGGGUAUACGCACAUAUCUACUGCCACCACUAUCCAGUUAUCGUAGCGCUUGGAUUGGACCCGCAUAUGAACACCAGUUUCAAGCAUUAUGUUCUCUUUAUCAAGGAGUUUGACUUGGAGAGUGGGAAGGACUUUUACGGGCCUUUGUCGGACAUGGUCGAGACUAUCCUCAAGACAGAUACUUAGCCUCCCACCACGAGAAACGAACAUCUCGUGGCCUCGGGUGGGAUUUUCAUUUUUCCUUUGUUUGGUCUGUUUCUUGAUGGGCGCUUGGGUGAUACCCUUUAUGCAAUGUGGCAUGGUGUACGGUCGGCAUACGGAUGUGUUUUUUCGAAGGGGUGUUGUUAGACUCAGAUAGGCAUGAUUAUUAACUUAUUUCUAACUGCGAGGGAGUUUUUUUGUGUAGGAUAUUCUUGAGGCUAUUUUAGGGUAGCAGUAGUAGUUCUCUCCCUGGCCGGAAUGGAUAAGGCUAGUUUCUCCCGUCAUUAGGGAGGUU